This is a messenger RNA of Biomphalaria glabrata, 408 nucleotides long. RefSeq names its product dynein axonemal heavy chain 6-like. Gene Ontology annotation, biological process: microtubule-based movement. The coding region runs from base 1 to 408 and encodes 135 amino acids. The record is from RefSeq and is a predicted model, not a curated record. Gene Ontology annotation, cellular component: dynein complex. Gene Ontology annotation, molecular function: minus-end-directed microtubule motor activity; ATP binding; dynein light intermediate chain binding. The transcript is spliced from 4 exons. NCBI's taxonomy places the organism in Eukaryota, Metazoa, Mollusca, Gastropoda, Planorbidae.
AUGGAAGUGGACAACUGUGUUGUCUGCAUGUCAAUAGCUGUCUACACCUAUGGCUAUGAGUACCUUGGAGCCUGUCCUAGAUUAGUGAUUACACCUCUGACUGACAGAUGCUAUCUCUGCCUUAUGGGAGCCCUACAACUUGAUCUAGGUGGAGCAUCUGCAGGUCCAGCUGGUACUGGAAAGACUGAAACAACUAAAGAUUUGGCUAAAGCUUUGGCUAUAUGGUGUGUAGUGUUUAAUUGUUCAGACAGCUUGGAUUAUAAGAUGAUGGGAGAAUUCUUCUCUGGACUAGCACAGUCAGGGGCCUGGUGCUGUUUUGAUGAGUUCAACCGAAUCAAUAUUGAAGUUUUAUCUGUUAUUGCUCAACAACUUAUUACUAUCAGAAAUGCCAAAGUAGCUAAGGUCUAA